CAGUGGCCCCGAGCGGGGAGGGAAAAAACCCCUUCCAAGAUGGCGUCUGCGAGCAACAUGGCGGCGGAGGAGCAAGAGAAGGAGGCGGCGGCGGCGGCUCCUGAAGCAUCGGCGGCCGGGGCUCCUCCUUCUCCGCGCAGCCCGAGCGCUGAGGGCGAGGAGAGGGCGGUGCCUGCGGCCACAGCCUCCGUCGUGGCCGGAACGGACCCAGAUGCGGCCGCUAAGCCAGCCAGCAACGGCACUCCGAAGCCGGAGGAGGCGACCCCAGGGCAAGGGUGCAAUGGGCUCAGCGUGGAAGCCACUGCCGUUGCUGCCGUUGCCACUAUUGCCACUGCUCCAUCCGUGCAGCCAGAGCCAUCCAGGGAAGAGGCCCCUCAGCCCCCACCGGCCCCCGAUCUGGUGACCCAUAUGGCCCUCAACCCGGCCAUGGAGGACCUCUCCAUCACCUACCCACUGGACUUUGAGCGCUACUGGCGGGCCGCUCAGGAGAACCCCCUCGACUUCACGGCUUGGACUGAGCUGCUGCAAUACGUGGAGCAAGAGAAUCACAUCUACGCAGCCCGCAAGGCCUUCGACAGCUUCUUCCUGCGCUACCCAUACUGCUAUGGCUAUUGGAAGAAGUAUGCAGACAUGGAGCGGCGCUUUGACUUCAUCAAGGAGACGGAGGAGGUUUUCCAGCGAGGUCUGCAGUCGAUCCCAUUGAGCAUGGACCUGUGGAUCCAUUACAUCUCCUUCCUGCAGUCCUCCUUAGAUAUGAACCAGCCAGACUCAGCGCAGAAGAUCUGUGGCACCUUCGAGUCGGCUAUAGCAGCGGCAGGAGUGGACUUCCGUUCUGACAAACUCUGGGAGAUGUAUGUGGAAUGGCAGCGGGAGCAAGGAGACCUGAAGGCUAUGACUGGCAUUUAUGACCGCGUGCUCAGCACCCCCACCCAGCUCUACAGCCAUCACUGGGAAAAGUUCAAGGAACAUGUGGCCAGCCACCACCCCAGAGAUAUCCUCUCCAACGAAGAGCUAUUGUGGUUGCAGUCGAAAAUGGCCUCCGAGACAGGGGCCAAGACCACAGAAAUGGAGGCUGAGGAGGCACCGCCGGGGGAAGACUUGCCACUCAAGACAGACACGAAGCAGGAGAUGGGAGAUGGGAGCCAAGUGCUGGGGCCCAUGGACCAGGACAAGGUCCGGGAAGUGGUCAUUUCCAUUCGCCAGCAGAUCCACAGCCAGAACGAGGCUGAAGUCAGCAAGCGCUGGAAUUUUGAGGAAGGGAUCAAAAGGCCCUACUUCCAUGUGAAGCCACUGGAGCGGGCGCAGCUGCGGAACUGGCGAGAGUACUUGGAUUUUGAGAUCGCCAGUGGAUCGCAUGAGCGAACCAUUGUGCUCUUUGAACGCUGCGUCAUUGCUUGCGCCCUCUAUGAGGAGUUCUGGAUCAAGUACACCAGAUACCUUGAGAACCACAAUGUGGCCGGGGCUCGGAGCGUCUUCCAGCGAGCGUGUUGUUACCACCUCCCCCGAAAACCAAACAUCCAUCUCCUCUGGGCAGCAUUCGAAGAGAAGCACGGGGAAGUGGAGGAAGCGCGGCGCAUCUUGAAGUCUUUUGAGGACUGUGUGCCCGGCCUGGCCAUGGUGCGCUUGCGGCGGGUGAGCCUGGAGCGCCGCCAGGGGAACACGGAGGUGGCCGAGGCGCUCCUGAUGGAAGCCAUCCGGGACAACGAGGGGAUGCCUGUCUCCUCCUUCUACUCGGUCAAACUGGCCCGCCAGGUCUUGAAAGUGCAGAAGAACAUUGCGAAAGCGCGCAAGAUUCUCCUGGAGGCCUUGGAGAAGGAUCCGGACAAUGCCAAGCUCUACGCCAACCUUUUAGAGAUGGAGUUUGGUGCAGACGUCCGGCAGAAUGAAGGCAAUACCAUGAGUAGCUUUGACCGAGCCUUGAUGAGCGGCCUUCCUUUGGAGACCAAAAUCAUCUUCUCCCAGCGAAGGGUGGAGUUUCUCGAGGACUUUGGCUCCAGCAUUAAUAGCUUAUUGACAUCAUACGAUGAGCAUCAGAAACUCCUGAACCAACAAAUGUUGAGGAAGAGGCUCUUGGAAAAUGGCAGCGCAGAUGAGGCGGAUGAGAAGAGAAUGAGGCUGGAGGAGGUUGCUGCUGGAGGAGGCAAUCUUGCCGUGGCCACAACAGGCAUCACACCCCUGAUGGCAGCCGAUGUGAGCAACACUGCAACGGGGGCAUACAACUACAACACCUGGUACCAGAACUAUAGUAACUAUGGCUAUCAGAACGCAUGGAACUACAAUCAGUAUUACCAGCAAACCUGAGAGUGACUGGCAGCUCCCUUUAUUUGACCCACUAGCAGCAAAACGAAGUCUGGCAUCCCUUUGGCAGCUGUAGAGAAACUGAACUACUCCUAUCUUGAAUUUCUUUUCUUCCUUUCCACUUCCUUGAUAAUCUUGAGCUGCCCUAUAGCAGCUCUUGCCAGGAGACUCAAAGGAACUCAUUGCCACCAGCAGUUCAGGGGUGGAUUUUGUGAGAUGGCUGAUUUCAGGAAGAGGAAAGAGAGGUGACUUGCAUUAGCCCCAGCUCUCCUGAGAUCCUUUUGACGAGUGAGAAAUCAACAGCCACAAGAUCUCCUGAACUCCACCAACGGAGCAAAACAGACUUCCACUUAUACCGAGUCCUGAGAAGUGAGUCCUCCCUCUGUAUAGUUCACAUGUUGCAACUGUAAAUAUACAUGUCUUUACACACA
This is a messenger RNA of Sceloporus undulatus (fence lizard), 2729 nucleotides long. Its product is annotated as pre-mRNA-processing factor 39-like. Bases 40 to 2301 code for a protein of 753 amino acids. The transcript is spliced from 14 exons. The record is from RefSeq and is a predicted model, not a curated record. Gene Ontology annotation, cellular component: U2-type prespliceosome; U1 snRNP; commitment complex. Gene Ontology annotation, biological process: mRNA 5'-splice site recognition; RNA processing. Gene Ontology annotation, molecular function: protein binding. NCBI's taxonomy places the organism in Eukaryota, Metazoa, Chordata, Lepidosauria, Squamata, Phrynosomatidae.